AUGGUGAGGGACUUUAGCAGCACUGGACAGAAGAAUGAUUGCGUCUCGAGGUUCUGCCCUCCCAGGAAAUCGUGCCACGACUGGAUCGGACCCCCAGAUAAACACUCAAACCUGCGGCCCGUUCACUUCCACGUCCCCGAAGACGAGUCCGCAGCGGAACAGAAGCUCCGAGAACUCCGGCAGGAGACGCAGGAAUGGAACCAGCAGUUCUGGGCCAACCAGAACGUGACUUUCCGCAAGGAAAAAGAAGAAUUUAUUCACUCAAGACUAAAAGCAAAGGGCCUGGGCCUGAGAACUGAAUCAGGUCAAAAGGCGACACUGAAUGCAGAAGAAAUGGCUGACUUUUAUAAGGAAUUUCUAAGUAAAAAUUUUCAGAAGCACAUGCAUUAUAACAGGGACUGGUACAAGCGUAACUUUGCCAUCACCUUCUUCAUGGGCAGAGUGGCCCUGGAGAGGGUUUGGAACAAGCUGCGACCGAAGCAGAAGACCAGCAGCUAGGAGCCCGCCCGGCCACCCCCACCCGCGCGCCAGGCUUGGCGGGAAGCGGCUGGUUCUCAGAGCGUGUUCCCGGGAUCUCACCGGAGCGUGUUCCCGGAAUCUAACCGCCUGUCGGUGGCCGGGGUCCAGCCCUUCUCCCUGGGCCCCGGCUUAUGGCAGUGCCAGGCAGCAGGAGGAUGUGGCCCUGGUGCCCGGGGCCCGCGGCUCUGUCCCGCCCAGACUCCCGCUGGCUCUGGUCACAGAAGUGACGUUAAAUAAAGCCCGAGCCCUGUGUGCC
Molecule: messenger RNA, 775 nt
Organism: Myotis brandtii (Brandt's bat)
Lineage: Eukaryota; Metazoa; Chordata; Mammalia; Chiroptera; Vespertilionidae
Gene: APOPT1
Product: apoptogenic 1, mitochondrial
Exons: 6
Coding region: 1-498 (165 amino acids)
Biological process (GO): intrinsic apoptotic signaling pathway
Cellular component (GO): mitochondrion
Source: RefSeq, a predicted model, not a curated record